Molecule: messenger RNA, 585 nt
Organism: Lactuca virosa
Lineage: Eukaryota; Viridiplantae; Streptophyta; Magnoliopsida; Asterales; Asteraceae
Source: the annotation of a GenBank genome assembly
AUGUCAACGGAUCUCAUGCGAGUCACUGUUGAGAAUGCAAACGACAAAAGGUUAAUGAAUAUGGUUGCUCAUAAUCUAAGUGGUAAGAAAAUUGCAGUUGCGUUGUGGGACAGUUUUGCACUUAAGCUUAACACUUACAUUUCAGAACAUCAAAAUGAUACUACCUCGGAUCAAGGACUUCAAAAUAUCCGCGACGAGUUCAAAACUCUUCUCAAUAGAAAGUUUGUCUUCAAAGUUCAGAUCUCCAUGUUCAAUCUUGAAAACAACUAUCUCACUUACAUUGUGCAUAAGUUGAUUGAAGAUGAAAGUGUACUUGCUAAGGUUUUCAAACGUUCACCUACUUAUGAACAACAAGUUGUUAAUGAUGAUGGUACUUCUACUAACAAGACAAAUAAGGAAAAGUCUGAUUCGGUCCAUAGUGAUAAUCUUGAGGUUGUUGAUCUUGAAGUUGUAACACUAUCAUCCAGUGCCGACAAACGCCCCAUCGAUAUCGUUGCCACAACUGACUCUUUAGAGUGGUCUCCUUCAAAAGUUUGUGCUCAUCCUACUACCCUGAAGAUCCUUAAAAUCGAAAAGUUUGAGUAA